This is a messenger RNA of Thalassophryne amazonica, 1301 nucleotides long. RefSeq names its product OVCA2 serine hydrolase domain containing (gene ovca2). The record is from RefSeq and is a predicted model, not a curated record. The transcript has 2 exons. Gene Ontology annotation, cellular component: nucleus; cytoplasm. NCBI's taxonomy places the organism in Eukaryota, Metazoa, Chordata, Actinopteri, Batrachoidiformes, Batrachoididae. Gene Ontology annotation, biological process: response to retinoic acid. Bases 201 to 890 code for a protein of 229 amino acids.
UCCACUUCCGUUGGAACUUUACUUUCAGUUUGUUGCCUUCUUCUUGUCGCUAGGUGUGGUGUUGUAUAUUUAAACUGGCGCCGUCAGCCAGUGUCUUUAUAUUUAUUUGACAACAUAGCAGUGUUAAAGACUGCUAUCUGCUGAAGAUUACACUAAAGCAGACACAGCUUUUUCGCUAGCUGGGUUAGCUUAGCGGCUUGAUGGCGCCUGUGCGGCUGCUGUGUGUGCACGGUUACCGGCAGAACAGCGCCUCGUUCCGGGAGAAGACUGGAUCUUUACGUAAACAGCUGAAGAACCAGGCGGAGCUGGUUUACGUGAGCGCGCCGCACUGUGUGGAGCAGGACGGCACGAAAAAUAACAUCAACGAAGCUAAAGAGAAGGAUGUUUCGGAGGCUGGAUGUGGUGGAGGUGAUGAUGACCCCAGGGGCUGGUGGUUUUCUGACAUCCACGCCAGGAGUUUUAAUGCUCAGCAGCAGUGUGAGGAAAGCCUGGGUAUCGACGAAAGUGUGAAGACUGUGAGGGAAGCUGUGAAGGUCCAAGGUCCAUUUGAUGGUAUCCUGGGCUUCAGUCAGGGAGCAGCAUUUGUGGCCAUGCUGUGCUCACUUCAGGAGCAAAACCUGGUGCCAGAAUUCUGCUUCCGCUUUGCCAUCGUUGUCGCUGGCUUCCGCAGCGCUUGUCAGGAACACCAGAAAUUCUACAGUGUUCCUCUUAAGAUUCCCUCCCUGCAUGUGUUUGGAUUGACGGACCGUGUCAUCCCUGACAGCAUGAGCAGGGAGCUCCUCCCCUGUUUCCAAGACCCUCAGGUCGUCACACAUCCCGGUGGGCAUUUUAUACCUGCUACAUCUGCAUUCAGGCAAAACUACCUGGACUUUAUCACAAGGUUCUGGUGAAAAAAUGAAAUCACAGAGGGUUACACACAUCAAUGCAGCCAGAGAAUCUUUAAUAGUCAGGUUUAUUUUAGGUUCAUCAGAGUACAUACCUCCAACAAGGCCCAAGCUCCUCUGUCUCACAAUGUUUUUGUAUUUUUUUUUUUUUUAGUCUUUCUUGCUUCUUUUGGUGGAUUCAUUGUCAUUCAUUAUCUGUGUCCAGGUUAAUCUGACUGGCCUGUCCCUGCAUCAUCUUAGUGUGUUUGUGUAACUUGGAUUAUAAUUUCAGUCAUGCUUUGGAUAAAAAAAGAUUGUUGAUUUAAAGCCUAUGUAUUACGUGUGGUGUCCAUGGUGUUUGUUUUUGUUGUUGCUCUGAUACAUUCAAAACCAACUGCUGUUCAUCUCGAGGACAAAGUCUUGCACGCAUAAUAAACA